CCAUGAAUGUGGAAACCUUCAAACCAACAAUCCCAUUCCCACCUUUUAGUAUACCAUUACCACCAAACGAACCUAGUUUAUGCAUCCCCCACCCACACCCACACCCACACCCCGGCUGCUGUAUAUAUAUACAUCGACUACUGACAAAGAUAUAUAGAAUAAAAAUGAGGAUGAGCUGUAAUGGAUGCCGAGUUCUAAGGAAAGGGUGCAGCGACAAUUGCAGCAUUAGGCCCUGUUUGGAAUGGAUCAAAAGCCCAGAGUCUCAGGCCAACGCAACCGUCUUCCUCGCCAAAUUCUACGGCCGCGCCGGCCUCAUGAACCUCAUUAAUGCCGGCCCCUCCCAUCUCCGCCCUGGUAUAUUCAGGUCGCUACUCUACGAGGCGUGUGGGCGGAUCGUGAACCCGAUAUACGGGUCGGUGGGGCUGAUGUGGUCGGGGAGCUGGCAGCUUUGCCACAGCGCGGUCGAGGCGGUGCUCAGAGGGGCUCCCGUCACCCGGAUGGACGACGCGGCCGAGGCUAAAAACGGUCCGCCCUACGACAUUCGACACGUCAACAAGGAUAAACUGACCAACCCGCGCCGGGUUAGGAACAAGCGAUCUCGCCUGUCUGCGGAAGUUAGCCACGAGUCGUCGUUGAGCCACCAGUCCCAGCUGAGUUUGGACGAAGGAGAAAUUGAGCUGGACUUGACGCUAGGGUUCGAGCCGAUUAGGACACCAAAACGAGCCGACUCUGGUUUCUCUGAAAUGGAGUUGCGGCUGGAUUGCCUGCCCUCGUGAUCCACGCCUCUAAUAUUUUAUUAAUAUUUUUCGUUUUCCAGAUGAAGUUUUGUUUAAGUGCUGUAUAGCGAAGCCGAUCCAGAUGUGGUGUUACUAUCAAUCAAUAAAAUGGAAUAGGAUGGCAUAAGAUGUCCACCUUUUCAUAUA
This is a messenger RNA of Salvia hispanica, 923 nucleotides long. RefSeq names its product LOB domain-containing protein 40-like. The record is from RefSeq and is a predicted model, not a curated record. Lineage: Eukaryota; Viridiplantae; Streptophyta; Magnoliopsida; Lamiales; Lamiaceae. Gene Ontology annotation, biological process: regulation of gene expression.